AUGGAAUCUGCUCCUACCUUCUUGCUCAUACUUUUUUUCAUUAUACCUCUCUUCAUCAAACUCCUCAAACACACUGAUUCAUCAAACAAAUCAAAGCCUAGUCUCCCACCAGGUCCCAAACCAUGGCCUAUAGUUGGUAACCUCCCUGAAAUGCUUGCAAACAAACCCACGUUCAGAUGGAUACAAAACAUCAUGAAUGAUCUCGACACUGAAAUUGUAUGCAUCCGUCUAGGUAACAUCCAUGUCAUCCCAGUGUCAAGUCCGUCCAUUGCACGUGAAUUUUUAAUGAAACAAGAUGCGAUUUUCGCAUCAAGGCCGUUGAAUUGGUCUAGUAAAUAUGUCUCAUCUGGGUACCUAACCACAUCUGUAACACCCUGUGGAGAACAAUGGAAGAAAAUGAAGAGAAUCUUUGUGGAGGAAUUGCUUUCGCCCCAAAGGCAUCAAUGGAUGCAUGACAAAAGGGGUGAAGAAGCCGACAACCUUGUCCGCUAUGUGUAUAACCAAACCAAGAAUGGGGGUGGCCUAGUGGAUUUGAGGCAUGUUGGGCAACACUUUGGUGGAAACUUGAGUAGGAGGAUGUUAUUCAAUAAGAGGUACUUUGGUAAAGGUAGAGAAGAUGGGGGUCCUGGUCCCGAGGAAUUGGACCAUGUUGUAGCACUUUUCGUUGUGGUAAGGCACCUUUUUGCAUUUCCUAUUUCUGAUUAUCUUCCUUGCUUGUGGUGGCUUGAUUUUGAAGGUCAUAAAAAAAUAUUAAAGGAAGCUACUAACACCAUAAGGAAGUACCAUGAUCCCAUAAUUGACGAAAGGAUUCAUCAAUGGAAGAAUGGGAUAAGGACUCAUGAAGAGGAUUGGCUUGAUAUUUUCAUCUCAUUGAAAGAUGCCAAUAAAAAUCCACUUUUGACUGUGGAGGAAAUAAAAAGUCAAAUUAUGGAACUUACAGUUGGAACAAUGGAUAAUCCAUUUAAUAAUGUUGAAUGGGUAUUUUCUGAAAUGCUAAAUCAACCAAAAAUACUUCAAAAGGCUACUCAAGAAUUAGACAGGGUAGUAGGAAACCAAAGGUUAGUGCAAGAAUCAGAUUUUCCAAAACUCAACUAUGUGAAGGCAUGUUUAAGAGAAGGUUUUCGCCUUCACCCAAUUGUAGACUUCAAUGUUCCUCAUGUCUCAACGGAAGACACAAUUGUCGCCAAUUACUUCAUCCCAAAAGGUAGUCAUGUUCUUAUUAGGAGGCAAGGUGUUGGCCAAAAUCCAAGAGUUUGGGAAGAAGCAUUAAAAUUCAAACCUGAAAGGCAUCUGAAAAGAGAUGGAUGUGAUUUGACUUUGACUGAGCCAAGCUUGGAGUUGUUCACAUUUGGCGCUGGAAGACGAAGUUGCCCUGCCAUCACACUUGGUACUUAUGUAACUGUUAUGCUCUUUGCAAGGUUGGUUCAUGGAUUCACAUGGGUUGCACCUCCCAAUGAACCAAUCGUUGAUCUCUCUGAACUUGAAAGGGACACCUCAAAAGCUAAGCCACUAGUUGCAUUCGGAAAGCCAAGAUUACCAGCGGAAGUUUAUCAUCCCAAGAAUUACAAGAAAUAUAUUUGAAUGAUUUGUUUUUCUUUGUAGAAUAAAUUUUUAUA
Molecule: messenger RNA, 1616 nt
Organism: Arachis duranensis
Lineage: Eukaryota; Viridiplantae; Streptophyta; Magnoliopsida; Fabales; Fabaceae
Product: isoleucine N-monooxygenase 2-like
Exons: 2
Coding region: 1-1581 (526 amino acids)
Molecular function (GO): oxidoreductase activity, acting on paired donors, with incorporation or reduction of molecular oxygen; iron ion binding; heme binding
Source: RefSeq, a predicted model, not a curated record